Molecule: messenger RNA, 4651 nt
Organism: Eriocheir sinensis (Chinese mitten crab)
Lineage: Eukaryota; Metazoa; Arthropoda; Malacostraca; Decapoda; Varunidae
Product: polyhomeotic-proximal chromatin protein-like
Exons: 18
Coding region: 191-3643 (1150 amino acids)
Cellular component (GO): nucleus; PRC1 complex
Molecular function (GO): protein binding; zinc ion binding
Source: RefSeq, a predicted model, not a curated record
CUCUGGUUCAGUGUUUCUCUCGGUCUACCGUGGAAAGGAUUGCCUUGUGCUGGAUAUUCAGGCAAACUCUGGGUGAUUUUUGACUUUUGCCGGGCAAGGAUGUAUUUCGUUCUUAUCUUCACGUAGACGGAGGCAGCCCCGAGGUUUGCAGAGUCGAGCAGCAAGCUUCAAACAGAGGUGUGUGUGGACGAUGAGUGAGGACAAGGACGCAGCACACGCUCAAGCCUCCGCCGUGCCUCCUCCCUCGCCACAGCAGCAGCAACAACAGCAACAGUCACAGCCACAUCAGCAUCCGCAGCCGUCGCCUCAGCCUCAGCACCACCACCACAUCGCCGCCCACCAAGCCACCACCCUCGUCUCCAUGCAGGCUGCCGCGGCUCCUGCCCAGCCUAUCGUACAGCAGGCCUCCCAGCAGGUGGGGGCCCCUCAGGGCGUGCCGCAGCCUGGGAUGCCCCAAGUGAUGCAGCAGGCUCCCCAGGCAGCCCACUCCCCCCACGGCGUCACGACCAGCAUGCCUCCGCAGUCCCCUCAGUUUUAUGUACAGGCGUCCUUAUCAUCAGGGAUGCAACAAGCACCACCGGCCAUUGCCCCAGCACCAGGCCCACAGACCACCACCAAUACAGUUUCAGCACUUCAUCAGCCUCUCCAGCAUCCUCUUGCCCCUCAGCCUCUCACUCAUCCAGGAGUUUCACCUUCUCCCAUGCCUCAGUUCUCACCUCAGGUUCAAGUAAUUCAGGGGAGCAUACCUGGUGCACCUUACCUGCAGCAGCUUUAUCAGAAUGCCCAGGGCCAGCUUAUCAUGCCCAGCAACCUCACCCUUCAAACAGCCACUGGGAUGAACACCACACCCAUACAGCCCAACACCCUCAACCAGCUUAACCAGCCACUCCAGGGAAACAAUCACAACCCUCUUCAAACCAUCAGGCACAUCAAUCAUCCAAGUCUUCAGACAUAUACUUUCUUGGUGGGGCCUGAUGGUCGGCUCCAGUCUGUUAUGGCGCAGGUCAUUGCAGCAGCUGGAAAGCCAUUCCAAGGGCAACUUGCACCACACAUGCUGACAGCUACAGCAGGCAAGGCAGGAGUCCUUCAGGCUGGAGGUCAAGGUUACUCUCCUGCGGCCAUCCCAACCACAGGUAACCAGACUCUGGUGAUCAGUCAGCUGCCCGUGGGGGUCAUCAGCAGUCAGCAGCACAACAUUCUCCCAGCACACUCCUCAGCCCACAAGGCCACAGACAUGCAGAAGCAAGGAAUAACAUGGGCAACACAAGGCACCCUACACUCCCCAACUCUUCUUGCCACGCAGAAUCAACCAAUUUUCAUACGAGGUGGACAGCCUGGGCCAGAGAAUGUGUACAUCUCCAACCCUCAGCCUCAGGCUAUGCAUGCCACUAAUUCUAUGAUGCCACCCAUUGCAUCUGUGCAGCACAACACUCAAGCACCCAAACCCAGAGCUGGAAUGGAGAUCCCUGCCAACAUCCAACCCAAGGCUCCCAACAUGCGUCCCCCCAUCCUCCCCUCCAACACCACACAGAUUCGUCCUGGGUCUUCAGUCUCCACCCAGACAGCUGGGCAACAAUUGGCCCCAGGACAUAUCGCACCUCCAAGGCCACAGAAUAAAAUGCGUGGGAAGAGUGGAACAAGCCGUGGUUCUCCUGCAAUGGGUAAUGCCACUCAGAUGUCUACCGCUGCACAAAUGUCUCACAAUACAGUCACCAAUAGUAACACCAUGGUAGCAACAGCUGUCACUGCUAAUGCUGGUACUCAAGUGAUGCAUCCAACAUCAGUGUCUCCUGCCCCCAUGUCCAAUGCCUCAUCAGUAUCUGCACCAAACAAAGCCAUUACUCAGUCAGCAUCAGUACAAGCAAUCACCAGCAUUAGCCAAACAAAACCUGGAGUGCCGAUGACACCUCCCACUGCCCCACUUCCCCCAGCUGGCCAGCCUCCUCCAGGUCUGCCACAUUUAGUCAGAGCUCAAAUGGGUAAACCGCAACAGACUGCCACAGGAGUUGCACAGGUCUCUGUGGCCCCAUCACCUCCCACUCUAAUGUCAAAUGUGUCACUACAAACUCAUGCAACAAUACAGCCUAUGACGAGUCAAGCUCCUGCUACUACCACUGCUCCAGUUCUUGCUCCUAUGAACACUGCCUUACAACAACAGUCACAUCAGCAGCAGCAGGAGCAGCAGCAGCAGCACCACCACCACCAACAACAACAACAACAACAACAACAACAGCAACAGCACCACCAACAACAGCAGCAGCAACAGCAACAGCAACAACAGCAGCAACAACAGCAACAACAACAACAGCAGCAGCAGCAGCAGCAACAACAACAACAACAACAACAACAACAACAACAACAACAACAACAUCAACAACAUCAACAACAACAACAACAACAAAUGCAACAGCAGCAGACUGCUAAUGGUCCUGUGUCUCAAGUCACUACAUCCAUGCAACCUCCAAUCUUGUCUCCAGCUCCAGCAAUGGUUCCUAGCUCUACCACACAGUCAGUACUGCAGUCAAAGACUGAAGUAAAAAUUGAAAACAGCCUUCAUAAAAAAGUGAAUCCACUGACCCCAACCACAACUGAGGGCAGCCCAGUGAAAAAAGUUAGUCCUAUGACACCUGCCAGCAUGAUGACCUCAUCAGCUGCCACCCACAACACUCAGACAGUGCCUUCACAAAUGUCUUCGCAGACACAAGUGCCAACUGUGAAUGGAACAUCAAGUGAAAGUGGGGAAAUUCCAGAUAAAACUCCACAGUCAACCAUCAAUGGCACAGCCCACCCACCUGUGUCCUCGGUCACCGUCAGUAGUGGUCCCCCCAAGGCUAUGGUAAAGCCACAAGUUCUCACCCAUGUCAUUGAAGGCUUUGUUAUACAUGAAGCCUCUGAACCGUUCCCUGUAAAUCGCUCAUCUUUACUCACUGAGAUCUCAAAACCUCGCCCCCCAAACUACACAAACACUGCAAAUCCGGUUGCAGCAGUCACGUCUACCUCAGCCCAGGCACCCACAGGAGGACAGGCUGAAAAAGAAAAUCAACCUGAUGAUGAGGCAACAAGGAAAAAGUCAAGUGAACAGACAUCAACAUCCCCGAAAGGAGACACAGCUAAAUGUGAAUUGUGUUGCAAGACAGACUUGCGAUCUAAAUUUAAAAGAUCCAAGAGAUUCUGCAGCACAGCUUGUGCAAAGAGGUACAAUGUUGGAUGCUCAAAAAGAAUUGGCCUUUUUAGAAACCAAGAAGAAUCCCCAAGCAAGAGAAUGCGUGAAGAAGGAAAUGCAGAUGUUGGUGAUGCAGCUCCUCAGCUGGAGCCUGCUGAGUCACAGGACAUUGAGGCCACAGGCAUGGAGACUGGUGGGGAAGCUGCUGAUGGAGAUGGAACCUCUAACCUGGAGUCCCCCUCUAAAACACAGAGGGUAGACAUUCUGAAGUGGACGGUCAAGGAUGUAGUGGACUUCAUACAAAACCUGCCUGGAUGCAAAGAAUAUGCUGAAGACUUUGCACUUCAAGAAAUUGAUGGCCAGGCACUCAUGCUUCUGAAGGCAGAUCAUUUGAUGUCUGCAAUGUCCAUGAAGUUGGGUCCUGCCCUUAAGAUAUGUGCAAAAAUUGAGUCAAUGAGAGGUGACAGAAAGGACACAUGAAGGACAUAGUGUGUAAGGCAUUGUCUGCUUUUGUUGAGCAGCUUUAAUUCAUAUUUAUGUAAAUGUUAGAAUUGCUAGGUCACUUUCUGUACUUUGAGAACCUGUUUUUUUCUACUACUGAAAGCCAAAUGUGUUGUUUAAUGUAUAUAUUUAGAUUUAUCUAAAUUACAAUGUAAAUAUGAAUACUUUAAUAUAAUAAUAAUAAUGCUAUGACUGAGAUAACUGCACUGCCAUUCUUAGAAUUAAACAUUUCUCACCACUGUCAAACCUAAAGAUAGAAGUGUAAGUAGAGGUUUUGUAUUGACUUGAGCAUGUACUUUUGUAACUACUGAGUAUGAACCUUUCAUAUCUGGUUUAAAAAAAAGAGAGGGAUUGUUUCAUAUAAGUAGAAUAACCAAAUGGUGCUUGACUGUUUUCUUGUAUGGAUCUCAUCACUAAUUUAUUCUUAUUUUAAAAUGAGUGCAAUCACAAGUUUAAGCUGAUCCGAGAUUUAUAUGAACCAAUUAUCCUUUGCUGUGCUGUUUUGAGUUUCUUAAAGCUAUCAUGAAGUUAUUCUGGAGUGUAUUGCACUACACAGUUAUUACUCUGUUUUACAACUUAUUUACACACUAGAUUUUUCACAAAUAUAAAUUUAUAUUAAUUGUUGUUAAAUCAUCUUCAUUUACAUAAAAAAACUAAAUAGGUGUUUAUAGGCAAUACUCCUUCACUAAUAAGUUUCAAUACUCCUUCACUAAUAAGUUUCAUAUAUCAUACCAUCACUGGUUUGUUUGCAUUGGAAGGUAUAGUAUAUGGGACCAUAUAAUGCUGCUGUGAGAACUCAACCCUUUGGGUAAGGCAUUAGUGAACAGAAAUUAAUCAGUCUGUCAAGGGUUUCAUAAGUAGUUAUGUGUGGUUGAAGUGUGUGUUUGUACAAAGAAUGUUUUGUAAAGCAAUGGUUAGAUAUAUAUUAUAUGGUUGUUGCACACUCAGUGACUCCAUUUUGUAAUAUACUUUAUUCAUAAAUUCAAA